AUGCCAUCGAACCACUCCGUUUCGCCGGUUAAGCGCUCGGUAUCCUUCCCGCAGGCGCCAUCGGACCAUUCUUCCACCUCCCAGCAUUCACCCUCCACUCCUGCAGCCCAUCCUCAGCCCCACAAGCCGACAGCCCAUAAACCGCAUCGCCCGCAUGUUGUCGGUACACAUCGGGUGCAUGGACGCACGCACUCGCAUAAGAACCUGAAUAAACUGCAAAGGCUGGCGCUUGCGCAUAACCUGGCUGCUGACGGGGUACCGGGUCCCCCAACUGCCCCUCGUCAUCAACGCAAGAAGUCUGCUCCCGCCUCGCCUUCGACUAGCCCGCGGACGGGUCAGAACCACGUCCGCUGGAAUCAGUCGAUAAUAUCGCUUCCAGGCCCUCCAUCCAACGGCCCAGUGAGGAAAAAUUUGUCGACCCCUGUCCUCAAACGAAAUGGUUCCGGCAUAUUGGUUAAGAAGAACCUAGCAGUGAACGUUGCCGACAAAGCCGAAAGCUCUGAUAUAAAGAAAUCUGUUGGGUUUGAACUUGCAGAUUCGGGAGAUGAGGACGAGUGGGAGGACCACAGUUCCAUUUCAGCAUCCAGCACUAGGCGGAAUUCCGUUGUAUCAGGGAAGAUGAAUGGACAGAACAGCCUGACUGGCUCUGCCUCCGUUACAAAAUCUCCGCUUACGCAGGAGAGCCGUACCGCAGAUGUCAACGACAAGAAUGGUCUACACCGAGAUGAACCAUUUCAGGACGACCACACUUCUGGAAAGGACCCAAGGGUUGCAAGUCUACGUUCCCAUGCUUCGGACCAACACCUUGUCGCUUCACGUAUCCUGCAGCAACCACAUUCCUCGAAGAUCCCUCCUUCAAUAUCGUCAAUAUCGGCAACAGCUACUCCUGUGCCCCCUAAUCGGACCCCGCGUUCGUCUUCCUUUGCGAAUUUAGCUUCCAGUCUUAGCGCCAUUAGCCACUCUCCCGCACCGUCUGCGCCAACUUCGAUGAUUUCAAGUAACCCUCACGCUGCUUCCUCUUCCGCCGAAGGCGGUGUAUCCAGGUUUCUAAUAAACAACUCCGGCCCCCGUAUUGAGCCGCGUUCAGAAUCCGACCCUGCGACCCCAUCCUCUUUCCUCCCACAUUACCACCCUCGAACUCCGCCGUCUCCUGAAUCUACGCUCAGACGGUCAAAGUCUCCCAAACCCUCCGCCAAUGGACCCCUUGAGCCCCAUUCUCGCACUCAGCAGAAGCUAUGGCUACAACGAACGGCAACAAUGUCUAAUUCACCUCCUGAUACUUCUAUCUCCGGCCUUCCUCCAACCUCUGCGGUAGAUUCCAGUUACGCCGGUCCCCAAAGCCGCCCAGGAACCAGUGGUUAUGCGCAGGACAGUCGCCGAUUUGCGAUGGGGGCCGGGCCGGGCCUGCUGGCGCACCAACAGAUAGUGAACGCAGGCGCGUUCGAAAAAUAUACGAUAGGUUUAGCACAGAGUAUUCUGUCGUUCACCGAUUCAGAAACCCAGUUGUCGACAGUUUUAAGCGACUCCGCCAGAUACCCAGGAUCCAACGCAGGUGGAAAAUUAACAAGAGCUAACUCUAUGCGUGAUCUUGCCAACGGCCAUGGCCCAUCUCGUCCCUUCAUCUCGGGAUAA
Uncinocarpus reesii 1704 is the source of this 1632-nucleotide messenger RNA. RefSeq lists its product as uncharacterized. Bases 1 to 1632 code for a protein of 543 amino acids. The transcript has a single exon. Lineage: Eukaryota; Fungi; Ascomycota; Eurotiomycetes; Onygenales; Onygenaceae. The record is from RefSeq and is a predicted model, not a curated record. Gene Ontology annotation, cellular component: TORC1 complex; fungal-type vacuole membrane.